AUGGGCAUAGUCGAGGCCUUCGUCGUUGAGAUCCCGGCAACGCUGGCUAGCAAGGCAUUGAGCAUUGUGAAACCCAUACUGCCCAAUGACCGCAGCUUAUCCUUCGCUCACCUCCGUCGUGUUUGCACGCUGACCCAUCUUCCAACCGAUCUGGCUUGGAGACGAGACUACGACAGCAAUGGCCUUAACACUGUCUUUCUGCUCGUCCCCAGUUCGCACCUUCUGCCAUGGUACAAGAUCUGUGAGGUCUUCGCUACUCAUAUUGAGGUCGAGGGCCUGCCUCGCUGCUUCAAUGCAGUAGUUCCACGCUACGCACCUAUGAGCGGCGAGCAGGCUACCAUGUGGACUGAGCGAUACUGGCCAACUCAGUACAACCCAGCCGCACAGCUGCUGCAAGAUGCUCCUCCUCUCAAUCAGCUUCGACGCGUACAGGCCGAGCUCGACACCUCAGCUACGGCACACUUCAUGCAGAUCGCCCGUAUGGCUGGACAAGAGGCAGAGCAAAGUGGACUGGGUUGGGGCAUAGGGGCUGUCGUUGUCAAUCCAAAGACUGGGCAGAUCAUGGCUGUCGCCGGCGACGCCAGGCACUGGAGUGAUGAGAAGACUGCCCACCACUGUGUCAACAUUGGUGGUCAGGGCCGUGUUGAGCAUCACGCACUUAUGCGCGUGGUUGCCAUGGUUGCCAACAAAGAGCUUCGCCGGAGACUUCGCACCGGCGGCCAUCGGAAGUUCGCCACCACCUGUACUGAAACGCCGGCUGGACAACCAUUGACUGACAUUGAGAACGCUUACUCUGAAGAAUUUGCCAGUCCCGUCUCCGGUCUGUCCACUCCUACCUCGCCGAAGGACCCCUCCGAGAGUCUCGCAGGUAUGAUGAACCGCAGCAUGACGCUGGAAGGAAGCAGCAGUAGUGCAGCCAUCACACCCGCUGCUGCCGCCAGCCCCCUUCUAAGAACACUGUCGGCGACGUCAAACGGUGCAGCCCCCAUGACGCGGACAAUGUCAGGCACCUCCAUCGCUUCAGUCUCCACCACCGGUUCCAAGUCCGAUGGCUACCUCUGCAGUGGUCUGGAUCUAUAUCUCACACACGAACCUUGCGUCUGCUGCUCCAUGGCGAUGAUCCAUUCCCGGUUCCGCGCUUGCAUAUUCGAGAAGAGGAUGCCAGGCAGUGGCGCCUUGACGGCGCGAGAUCGUAAAGACAGCUUGGGCUAUGGCUUGUUCUGGCGAAGAGAGCUCAACUGGCGUGUCAUGACCUUCCACUACCAGGAACAGGCUGAUAAGCAUGGUCGACGGAGGAAGCAGGACAAGUAUACGUUCCAUGCUUAG
Messenger RNA from Cyphellophora europaea CBS 101466, 1326 nucleotides. RefSeq lists its product as uncharacterized. The transcript is spliced from 2 exons. Gene Ontology annotation, molecular function: tRNA-specific adenosine-34 deaminase activity. The record is from RefSeq and is a predicted model, not a curated record. The coding region runs from base 1 to 1326 and encodes 441 amino acids. Lineage: Eukaryota; Fungi; Ascomycota; Eurotiomycetes; Chaetothyriales; Cyphellophoraceae. Gene Ontology annotation, cellular component: cytoplasm; nucleus.